GUCUCACUCCGUCGGCGUGCGUUUGAGGGGACGGGCAGGAGGAGUUGCUGGAGCCGCCGGGGCGAUACUACGCUAAAAAUCGCUGUUGGGAGGAGGCUUCAUCAUUGCACAUUACGUUUAAGAUUAUAAAACGGGAUUGCCGGCGACACAAUUUCAGAAAUACUGACUUUUUUCUACCCAGAGACUUGCAAUAAUUUGCCUUAUUGCAUAGUUUGAUAGCUUGCUACCUAUCAAUUGAAACCAAGGUGUGGGUAACAUUUGGGGAGCUAGUUAUUUGCUAAUACCUCACUCACAUAACCAAAUAGAUCUCUAAAAAACGGACCGCCGUCGUACCCCUCAACGCAAACAUCACCUUGCUCCGUAGCUAACUGGGCUAGCUGCUCCCUCUGCUGUUACGAGCCAACGUCGUCGGCUAGCAAAGCUAACUUGACCGCUGGGAGUCGGUAUCGUUACACCCAACCCCUCUCUCCCUCCACCCCCAUCACCUUUACCCCCUCUCCUUACCAUCCGAAACGCUGGAAAUCCGCAAGCGGCCGGAGAGCGGCGACGGGCCGGCGAAGCUGGGGGUGGUAGCGGUACCGGACGCGCAGGGAGUCGGAGCGGCCGCUGAGAGGCACAGUCGCGGGGACGGAGCGACGGCCAUGGACGGGCUGGCGGUGGAGGUGCGCGGCUCUAACGGGGCCUUCUACAAGGGAUUUAUCAAGGAUGUGCAUGAAGACUCACUCACAAUAGUAUUUGAAAACAACUGGCAGCCCGAGAGGCAGCUGCCCUUCAGUGACGUGCGACUGCCGCCCCCCUCCGACUACCACAAGGACAUCGGCGAGGGUGACGAUGUGGAGGUGUACUCCAGAGCCAACGAACAGGAGCCCUGCGGCUGGUGGUUGGCUCGGGUUCGAAUGAUGAAGGGAGAGGUGAGUCAGGGACUGUUCUACGUGAUUGAGUACGCCGCGUGUGACGCCACCUACAACGAGAUUGUCACGUCGGAGCGGAUUCGGCCGGUCAACCCCAACAGCCCGUCGUCCCGAAGCUCCUUCCACAAGGUCCCCAUCGCGGUACCCGAGGAUCUGAGAGACAUCUGUGUGAAUGACGCCGUACACAAAGACUUCAGGAAGGCCAUCGGAGCCAACUGCAUCUUCUACAACUCUACUACCCAUGAGCUCAUCGUACUGUCCACAAACGAGUCGACCGUGAAGCGCGCUGCCCUGCUGAGUGACAUGCACUUCCGCAGCAUCCGCACCAAACUCAUGCUGAUGUCCCGAAACGAGGAGGCCACCAAGCACCUGGAGACGAGUAAGCAGCUAGCAUCUGCAUAUCAGGAGGAAGUGAGGGUCAGGGAGGACCUGAUGGGAUUGGCUAUUGGUUCCCAUGGCGCCAACAUCCAGCAGGCCAGGAAGGUUCCGGGAGUAACUGCCAUCGAGCUGGAGGAGGAGAGCUGCACCUUCAGGAUCUACGGAGAGACCCCAGAAGCGGUGAAGCAGGCCAGAGUGUAUCUGGAGUUUAGGGAGGACUACUUCCAGGUGCCCCGCAAUCUCGUGGGGAAGGUGAUCGGGAAGAACGGCAAAGUCAUCCAGGAGAUCGUGGACAAGUCGGGCGUGGUGCGAGUCCGAAUCGAGGGAGACAACGACAAAAAACUUCCCCGAGAGGAGGGCAUGGUUCCGUUUGUGUUUGUGGGAACGAAGGAGAACAUCAGCAACGCGCUGGCUCUGCUGGAGUAUCACGUGGCGUACCUGCAGGAAGUGGAGCAGCUUCGUCUUGAGCGGCUGCAGAUUGACGAGCAGCUGCGGCAGAUGGGGGUGGGGUACCGCGUGCCCCCUAGUCGCACCGGCGGCCCCGGGGCCGGAGAGAGGGAGCGAGGCUACCUGACGGACGAGAGCAGCAACUCCAUCCACGGCUCACGCACCUACGGGGGCCGGGGACGCGGCCGGCGCGCCUCUAACAGCCAGUACUCCGGAUACGGUACCAACUCUGAGCUCUCCAACGCCUCGGAGUCAGAGGAGGUCAGCGAGAGGGAGCCUCGGCCUCGCGGAGUCGGGGGGGAUGAGAGGGGGUCCCGCCGUGGUGGCCGGGGGCGGGGCAGCACUGCCAGCACCGGGCGGGGUCGCGGCGGGCCGGGGGGGAGGCCCGUCAGCAGCACCAUCAGCUCAGUGCUCCGGGACCCCGACAGCAACCCGUACUCCCUGCUGGAGGGCGAGGGUGAGCAGGCGGGCGACACGGAUGCCAGCGAGGGCGCGGGCGCCGGGGGAGACCGCCGGAGACGCUCGCGCCGCCGCCGUAACGACCAGGAGCCCAGCGUGAUGGACGCAGCAGCCAACGAAUCGGACAGCCAGGCUGCCGUCAGCGAGAACGGGCUGGAUGAGGACGGCAGACCCCAGCGCCGCAACCGAAGCCGCCGCCGCCGUAACCGUGGCAAUCGUCCUGAGGAGGGCUCCGCGAGCCGUGACAGACAGCCAGUGACCGUGGCAGACUACAUCUCCCGUGCAGAGUCCCAGAGCCGACAGAACCUCCCACAGAAAGAGGAGACACAGCCUGCUGCUGAGCCCAAGGAGAACGGCAGCAGCACCACGGACGAGCGCACGCCAUCCAAACGUUCCCCUAGCAAUGGAGUGGCCACGCCCAGCGAGACCCUGGCCCUGGUGAACGGAGUGUCCUAAAGGCACCACCGGGCCUGAAACCACGUCCAGAGCAAGACUUCAUGGCAACUCUGCCCCGCUUGCAUUUACGUAAACCUUAAAACAGAUGAGGGAAAUACCGACAAAAAAGUGAAUUCAUACGAGAGAAAAAAAACAUACAAAAAACUACAAAGCAUCUACUUAAACAGACGUAAGAGUGUAUGUUAUCCUAUCUAUCAGUACUUAGUGCUUAUUUAAAACUAGCUUGCCAAAAAAGAGCUGGUGGAUAUGACGUGAUUUUUAAGAAAUACUGAACACAGAAACAGGACGUGACUAUCUUUUUUUUUUUUUUUUUUUUUUUGUUUUGGUGGUUCUUUUUUAAUUUAAUUUUAUUUUUUGUUCUCACUGGUUUGGACUUGUAGUCGCGCUCCCAGAGAUCCGCCGUGUUACAGGAGAGCGAGAGAAAGGGGGAGGGGCCGGGAGAGACUGCAGAUAUUACUGACAGGUGUCUUAACCACUUAGAGGUAGGGGGCGGAGAUGGAAAAAAAAAAUUGACAAAGUGACGAGUGUAUUGAAAGAGACAUUGUGCCUUGAAUUUGAAAACUUGAGUUUUUUUUUCCACAGGAAGAUAGAGGUUUUUAUCUUUCGUUUUUUGCCUGAUGAGAGGAAAGAACAGACAUAAGGAGAGAGAGAGGAGGCAGAUGAGUGCAAGGCCAUAAAGGAAGCAGGGAGGGGUCGUGCCAAAAACGUUUAAGGCGCUUGUUCUCAGGAAGGAGGUGGGACUGUGUGCUUGUGUGUGUGUGUGUCUGUGAGUGUGUGCAUAUAAGUGUGUGUGUGUGUGUGUGUGUGUGUGUGGGGAGUAGAAGGAGGCGAGGGGAAAACAACAAAACUGAAUGGACACAAAGGUUGAGGAGGUGAUCCUUUGUGCUUUGGAAGUCAUCAGGUAGCUUUUUUUUUUUUUUUUUUUUUUUC
This is a messenger RNA of Megalops cyprinoides (Indo-Pacific tarpon), 3581 nucleotides long. It is a transcript of the gene fxr2, whose product is annotated as fragile X mental retardation, autosomal homolog 2. Bases 642 to 2651 code for a protein of 669 amino acids. Gene Ontology annotation, molecular function: mRNA 3'-UTR binding; translation regulator activity; protein homodimerization activity. The record is from RefSeq and is a predicted model, not a curated record. Gene Ontology annotation, biological process: negative regulation of translation; regulation of translation at postsynapse, modulating synaptic transmission; central nervous system development. NCBI's taxonomy places the organism in Eukaryota, Metazoa, Chordata, Actinopteri, Elopiformes, Megalopidae. Gene Ontology annotation, cellular component: dendritic spine; axon; dendritic filopodium. The transcript is spliced from 17 exons.